This is a messenger RNA of Rhagoletis pomonella (apple maggot), 1469 nucleotides long. Its product is annotated as 39S ribosomal protein L10, mitochondrial-like. NCBI's taxonomy places the organism in Eukaryota, Metazoa, Arthropoda, Insecta, Diptera, Tephritidae. Bases 153 to 914 code for a protein of 253 amino acids. The transcript is spliced from 2 exons. Gene Ontology annotation, molecular function: structural constituent of ribosome. Gene Ontology annotation, cellular component: mitochondrial large ribosomal subunit. Gene Ontology annotation, biological process: translation. The record is from RefSeq and is a predicted model, not a curated record.
UUGUUGUGAUAGCGGCGUUGGGCUCAUGUGUAGAAAUUCUUGCUUGAUAUUUGUGAUUUGUGUUAAUUAUUUCAUAAAUUUGAAAGAAAGAAGUGAACUUUCAAUUGUCUGGCGCGACAACAUACUUACAAAACUAAACAUAGAAAGCCAUAAUGUCACAGCUGUUCCGUCAAGUAGCUUUACUAUCCUGUCGCACACCUAUCACACUAUCACAACGUUUUCGUGGUAAAAUCAAUAUACAACGACCACGUGCACCACACUAUGAGCGCGCCAAGGUGAUUGCCGUCGCACAAUCUCUGCCAACGCUGGAGGAACCUAAAAAGCAAAUCACUUGUUUUCAACGCCGCCAACGGGAAGCUGAUGUAGAGAAUCCAUAUGUUGCGGUCAUUGCGCGAGAAGUACGUAAUUGGCUGGAACAUUCACGUCUGAUUGGCUUCUAUCACCUCAACUCGAUUAAACAAGAUGAUCUCUUUGAAGUGCGAGUAAAAUUGCACAAACAAAAUAUGCAUCUUAAGUCCUAUGGUAAACAAAUUGUACACAAAGCCGUUGAGGGCACGCGAUUCGAAGCCAUCCUACCACUAUUUGAAAGCAAAAACUGUAUAGUAUUUUCGACAGAGCAGCGUGUUGGACAGCUCCUACGAAUAACACGCCGUGUGCCACAGAUGAUAUUGCUGGCGGGAAUAGUUGAUGAGCGUCUACUUAGUCGAAAUGAGUUUAUGGCCUAUGCACAAUUGCCAGGUCUGCAAGCAGCUCAAGGAGAACUUGUACAAAUUCUCAACAUGGCAGCUAGCAAUGUAGUGCGGCAACUAGAAACACAUCAGAAAAAUUUUGUAAAUGUGCUUGAUGUGUACGCCAAGGGUGAACCGGAAACAACCAAACCGGCUAAGGAAGCGAAUGAAAUAGAGAAAGCGUGAAAUUAAGUUACAUUUUUAGUGCGUAAAGUGAAGUUUUAAUUGAAAUCAGAAAAAAAACGAAUAUGGAUUUUGCUAAAAUAUGAAAUGGUUUAAACUAAUCUGAACGGAAUAUAUUGUACAAACCAGGGAAAAUGAUGAAUAACAGAGGAAUUCUUUUGCAAGUGCGAGAAUAUACCAGACAUCCUGCUAGAAAUGUUAAAACAGCUAACAAAACUUGCAUGGAGCCAUAGCAAUAGGUAAUAGGAUUUUCAUUUCAUUUCAUUUCAUAGAAAAUUCUCUAUCCUUAUUUGGUUUAUUUUAUUUUAUAUAUUUUCUUGAAUGUAUUGCCUAUUCUAGCUUUUUAUUAUAUUUUAAUAUUUGUUAAAGUUUAAGUUAUUCUCUUCAACUGUAAAGACACCCAGAACGAAACUGUGACUGGCCUUUAACAUUUGUAUGAAGGAAUCAUUAGGUUUCGUGCGUUCAAUGCUGAUUGUUUUAAUUAUAUAUCAUUUAUAGUUUUGUUUUAUCUGCUAAUUUUACUUUGAUAACAUUUUAAUUUAUGCUGAAAUUCUAUUU